UCUCUUUGUUUCACAAGUGGGUGUAUCCAUGCUUCUCGGCAGAACCCGAAGCAGCCUCCUCAGCCAGAGGGCUCAAAGGAGGAGCUUCAGCUACAGAGGAAACCUUCCUGAUAGACUGACUCACUGUAUUUUAUCUUUAAUUCUUGAGUAGAGAGUUUACUCAGACUAAAUGAGACAAAACUGUGCUGGACAACGCUCCUCAACUAGAUAACAACAACUAUGUGAUUAUUCCGUGAAAUAGAAAGCCUUCAUUAAAAACAGCUGAAUGGCACGGUGUUACUUUCGCUGGCACAGGGUGUUAAUCUGUGUGUGCACGCCUUGCAUCUUCCUGGCCCUGCUCUUUGUCUACGUUGGUCUCACGGUGUGCAUGAGCAUGAGGAGCAUGACAGCACCAGCGAGUGAAAUCAUGCCAAAGAGUUCUCAUUUUGUGGCCAAUGGAAUUUUAAGAAAUAAGAUCUUCGUCUCACUCCCUAAAAUUUUCUGGGAGAACCAAUGUCAGAAAAAGGCUUUUUGGAACCAGCUCCAGCUGGUCGUUGACCGUCAAUUUAACCCCAUCCUGCACCCCCACGAAGCCAAGGGAUUAAUGAAGAAUAUCAGCUUUGAUGAUUUCCUGCUGAAGAAGAGUUUCUCUGCAGUUCGCAGACUCAACAACAUGACAUAUAAUGUUGACGAGCUACCACAACAGGUGCAAGACUUCACCAAGUACAUGCAGACAAGAGACUACCCGGUUCUCCUCCAGCCAGGUGGAGAAUGUGGAGCUCAGGGAAAAGACGAGCGGGAGGACCCUCUGAUUCUCUUCGCCAUCAAAACAACACUGGAUAACUUCAACAACCGACAGGCUAUUCGGCAGACCUGGGGCCAGGUGGGAUGGGUGGCAGGACAGAAGAUAAAUGGCAGUGGCAGAGAUAAUGGUGGAGCCUAUGUCCGCAGGGUGUUCCUGCUGGGCAAGCAAAACACCAAAGAACCGGGUGUGGAUGUGUCUGCGUUACUCAAGUUGGAGAGUACGCUCUAUGGAGAUAUUCUGCAGUGGGACUUUGAGGAUACAUUUUUCAAUCUCACCUUGAAGGAUGUGCUCUUCUGGAGCUGGUUCUCACACUCUUGCAAGCAGACCCACUUUGUCUUCAAAGGAGAUGAUGACAUCUUUGUCAACACACCAAAACUGAUAACCUACCUCCAGAUCCAGAUGGAGAAGCCGCAUGUGAAGAAGAACAUGCACAACUUCGUGUUUGGGGACGUCAUAGGAGCAGCUUCACCCAACCGAGUCAACAUCUCAAAGUACUUUAUCCCACACAGCUUCUACAAAGGGUUAUACCCCGCGUAUGCAGGCGGGGGAGGGUUGGUGUACUCGGGUCAGUUGACCAGACGUCUGCACUUAAUUUCUAAAAGAGUUCACCUGUUCCCCAUCGAUGACGUGUACGUAGGGAUGUGCAUGGUUCGGCUCAAUGCCUUCCCCACGCACAACCACGCCUUCCUCAUGUUUGACUUCCCCAAAAAUGAAGGGAAAGACCCGUGUUCGUACCACACCAUCUUAGCAAUCCACAAGCGAAGCCCCAAACAGGUGAUGAAACUUUGGGCUGACUUGAAAGAGACACAGGCACAAUGUCGACAUGUGCCUCUGAGAGUUGAAGAGAAGGAGAAAAACAAAAUAACCCCCAGCACUUUGUAGCCACCUUGAAAUGCCUCUGGGCAAGCUAUACGGGCAGAUAUGUUGUUUAAGUUCAGUGGUCACUGAGACAUAAAAACUGCAUAUAAAGAAUAACAGGAUUGCAGUAAAGGUUAAGUGGAAAAAGUACAGGCUUGGAAAUGUAAAGGAACUCCUUUAAGGAAAAUUCUAAUAACCAUUUUUGUAAAAAGGUAUCCGAACCUUGUCCUACAUUAAUAUAAUAUAAAACAAUAUUAGUACAUGAGAAGGCAAAUACUAUUCCAAUCUAAAUUCUAAUUCCCAUGACAGCUUCAUUCUGUUGUUUUUAAAAAUAACCAUUUUGUUGCCUACAUUGUAGAGGGUGACUUUGCCUCCACACCUAAACAGUAAAAUGGGACACUCAGGAGUAACCGUAAUUUAUGUGUAGUGGCUCAGCAUAGGGAAAGCAUAGCAUUGUGGAUUGUGGAAAUCCAUUGUGGAAAUCCACAUAGCAUAGCAUUGUGGAUUUACACAACCGGAUUCAACAAGAUGUAAACAGUUUCACAAGCUAUCUUCACUGAUGUCUAUCCUCUACACUAAAGUUAGAAUUCGGUUAAUUAUUCCAAGUGUCAUUAGGCUAACUUCAAAUUCAGUACUUGCUACACUUGAUGUAACCUAACACUGACCAUGAGCACCUGCAGGCCCUUCGCACCAGUCCAACAAAGAGCUUUACAGCGGUCCCUUGUUUAUCACGGGAGUUACUUUCUAAAAAUAACCCGUGAUAGGUGAAAUCCACGAAGUAGCCAACUUUUUUUUUUUUUUUUACAAUUAGUAUAGAUGUUU
This is a messenger RNA of Haplochromis burtoni (Burton's mouthbrooder), 2464 nucleotides long. RefSeq names its product N-acetyllactosaminide beta-1,3-N-acetylglucosaminyltransferase 2. The transcript has 2 exons. Gene Ontology annotation, cellular component: membrane. Lineage: Eukaryota; Metazoa; Chordata; Actinopteri; Cichliformes; Cichlidae. The coding region runs from base 266 to 1666 and encodes 466 amino acids. The record is from RefSeq and is a predicted model, not a curated record. Gene Ontology annotation, molecular function: hexosyltransferase activity.